Messenger RNA from Trichomonas vaginalis G3, 1305 nucleotides. RefSeq names its product biotin synthase protein. Lineage: Eukaryota; Parabasalia; Trichomonadida; Trichomonadidae. The transcript has a single exon. Bases 1 to 1305 code for a protein of 434 amino acids. The record is from RefSeq and is a predicted model, not a curated record. Gene Ontology annotation, molecular function: GTP binding.
AUGCUCACUUCAAUUGGGCGCUAUUUCGCGAAGAAAGGCAAUGAUCUUCCCCGCACACACAUUUCCAUGGUUGGUUUCAUGAAUGCAGGCAAAUCUACGAUCAUGAAUGCAAUUACUCAGCAGCCAACUUCAAUUGUUGAUUCUACACCCGGAACUACAGCAGAUACUAAAGUUGCAUUGAUGGAAAUUCAUGCACUUGGUCCUUGCAAGUUAAUUGAUACGGCUGGUAUCGAUGAAAAGGGCACACUUGGCAGAAAGAAGUACAUUAAAACAGAAUCAGCUGUCAAAGAAAGUGAUGUCGUUCUCUUUGUCAUUGAUCCUACUAACUUCGAAGUCGGACCAUUCAGAGAGAUAUCAAAUCUUGCUGUUCGCCGUGGAAAGAAAGUUGCUGUCGUUCUGAACAAAUUUGAAAACAAGUUAGACCAAUUCGAACGUACAAAUAAUCUCGUUAAAAGCGAAAUGCAAAAGGUAUUGAAGGCAGAUGUUCCUAUUUUGGUUGUUGAUGCCCAGAAAACAAAAACUGCAAAUAAAACACUUGUUCAAUUCAUUGCCAAACUUAUCAAAGCGCAAAAGAAAGUACCAGUACUUCCACCAAAAUACGUCGGUCCUGAUAAAUCUCUUUUCCUUAAUAUUCCUUUGGAUAUUGAAUCUCCAAGUGGAAGACUUCUCCGACCACAGACCAUGAUGAUCGAAUUUGCUCUUCGUAAGGAAUCUCCAGUUACCUGCUUCUGCAUGAAUCUCAAGAAAGCAAGAUCAAAUUCUUCAUCUGCUGAAGAAGAAAGAGCACGUUUCCUCAAAUCCCUCGAAUCAUCAAAUCCAGCACUCGUUGUUACAGAUUCCCAGGCUAUAGAUGUAAUGGCCAAAUGGACUCCAGAUAAUUUCCUACUUACUACAUUCUCCAUCGCAAUGGCUAACAUCCAAUCCGAUGGAAACCUCAAGCAGUUCAUCAGAGGAAUCGAUACUUUGGCAAAUCUCAAGAAAGGUGACAAAGUUCUCAUUUGCGAGACCUGCAACCACGACAGAAUUGGAGAUGAUAUCGGUACAGUUCAAAUUCCAACCAAACUGAAGAAGAUGUACCCAGAUGUCGAAAUUGAUUGGGCGUUUGGAAGAGCUUACGAAGACAAGAACCUCAAGGAGUACGCAUUGGCACUUCACUGCGGUGGAUGCAUGAUUUCGAAGCAGCAGAUGAACGCAAGAAUUCAAGAUCUCGCUGAAAGUGGAGUUCCUAUCUCAAACUAUGGAUUGGCUCUCAGCUGGCUUACAUCUCCAAAGGCAUUCGAGAGGGUUCUCAAGCCAUGGAAAUAA